GCAAUCGAAUAUGUCGUUUUUUAUUACUGUGUUGGCUCUAACGCUAAUAUUAUUUGAUGCCGCUAGCAGUCAGCGUCGCUGGGACUAUGAGCCUUUGACAUUUGAAGGCACUAGCUCGGAUCCUUCCAAAUUAAAUAUCGACAUGGCAGUUGAACGCGUAAAACGUGAAUUCGCAAUGACUGGGGUAAUCGAUUGUAAAUACGAUAUGGAUAAAACAACUAUGGUGGAGGCGGUUGGCUAUCGUAGUAAUACUGGGGACGAGGCUGAUUACAAGCUGCUGCCUUGGGCAGUACCAAAACAAACUUUUCCAGAGUUUCUCGGAAAGUAUUACGAACAUAUGGCACUCGCAAACGUAGGGCACUGCUCGAAUUUGCCUGCGGUAGAAAAUAUGACUCCCUGGCCACAGAAUGCCUAUAAGUUCGACAAGUGUAUCUAUACUGGCGACGGCUUGCCUGACAUUGCACCCGAAGGUUUUUAUAAGGUUAUUUUCACAUUUACUGGCGAGGUGGAUUGGACCUUUACGGUUAUAAGCAAAAUUACGUCCAGAAAGGAUUUAUACGGUUAAAGUCUUUGACUUUCAAUCAAUUUUAUGCUUUAAUCAUAGCUCAAAAUAAAAAUUAGUAGUUUCUGGUGGUUUUCUUUUUUUUAA
Messenger RNA from Drosophila busckii, 649 nucleotides. Bases 11 to 565 code for a protein of 184 amino acids. The record is from RefSeq and is a predicted model, not a curated record. The transcript is spliced from 3 exons. NCBI's taxonomy places the organism in Eukaryota, Metazoa, Arthropoda, Insecta, Diptera, Drosophilidae.